CCCUGGGCUGAUGGGACUUCCUCAGCCCAGGCUCCCACCCCUAGUUGCACAUUGCUUCAGCCAAUGGCUACCUGGAGGCCGCUGAGCUGUUGCUGGAGCACAAGGCCAACUUGAGCGCCAAGGACCAAGAUGGUUGGGAGCCACUGCAUGCAGCAGCCUGCUGGGGCCAGGUGCAUCUGGUGGAGCUGCUGGUGGCCCAUGGAGCUGAUCUGAAUGGGAAGUCACUGCUGGAUGAGACGCCCCUGGAUGUGUGUGGGGAUGAAGAGGUGCGGGCCAAGCUGCUCGAGCUUAAGCACAAGCAUGAAGCUAUCAUGCGCUCCCACGACCGCCACCGGGGCUCGGGCUCCCUGCUCCAGAGACGAACCUCCAGUGCAGGCAGCCGCGGGAAGGUUGUACGUAGAGUGAGCUUGACAGAGCGUACCCACCUGUACCGCAAAGAGCAUGCACGUGAGGCCAUUGUGUGGCAACAGCAGCCCUCCACUGCCACUGAACCCCCAGAAGAGGAUGAGGAUAAGCAGACAGAUGCUGAGCUCCAGCCACAGGCUGUGGAGACAGACCUUGAGGCCCUGAGACAUCGAAAUGGCAGUGCAGGGGUGGCCCCAGGCCCCCCUAGCAGACACCUGUACUCCAAGAGGCUGGACAGAAGUGUCUCCUACCAGCUGGCCACACAGGAGCCACCUGUGCCUGGACCCCUCACUCGGGACAAGGCACACCAUACACUGGCUGACCUCAAGUGCCUAGAUGCCCUGGGUUUGGGACAAGGGAAUGUGAGAGUCCAUAUUUUUAUUUCGUGAAACUUGAUAAAAAGAAUCUUCUGCCAUU
Dromiciops gliroides (monito del monte) is the source of this 822-nucleotide messenger RNA. RefSeq names its product protein phosphatase 1 regulatory subunit 16A-like. NCBI's taxonomy places the organism in Eukaryota, Metazoa, Chordata, Mammalia, Microbiotheria, Microbiotheriidae. The transcript is spliced from 5 exons. Bases 312 to 794 code for a protein of 160 amino acids. The record is from RefSeq and is a predicted model, not a curated record.